AUGGGUUUCAUCCGAGCCGCCUUCAUCACCUCUCUGGUGGGCGCCGUGGGCACCUCGAGCUUUGCCGCCUACCUGGCGGCCAAGAACCCGGUCAUCACACCUCUCUCCCCGACCGAUCCCAUCUGGAGCUCCAAGGUCUUCAAGCGCUACAACCCGAAUCGCAACCCUACCCAGCAGGACAUCUGCAUCAAGCGUAUCCCCCUGAGCAAGGUGCGCCCGGAGCUCCUCGAGAAGCCCGGGGCUCUUGCGACCGAGUACUGCCGAGGCGUCUGGACCAGCUUAGGCUUCGAGGUUCAGCGUCGUUACCUCGAGUACAAGUACAGCAGCCCCGAGACGGCCCACAACCUCUGGUCCAAGGAGCAGCUGUCGACCAGCAACUACGAGAAGGGCACGUGCAUAGCCGACCACUUCGAGGUGGUUGAGAGGACCAACGAUGCCAUCACCCUCCGGUGCGGCGACUCCCCCCGCAACUCCGGCCUCCGCGGCUUCGACGGCCUGUUCGUCGUCAGCGCCAAGGUCGACAAGGAGCAUGACGAGGUCGAGCUGGGCCUCAAGAGCGCCCUCUUCACCAGCGAGGGUAAGAUCGAGGGCAAGAAGCCCAACACCCCGCCCUUGAUCGAAGAGCUCCACCAGUGGUAUGCUAGGAUCUGGUCCGAGGGAGGUUCCAGGAGGCUGCUCAAGUAA
Geosmithia morbida is the source of this 684-nucleotide messenger RNA. RefSeq lists its product as uncharacterized. The coding region runs from base 1 to 684 and encodes 227 amino acids. The transcript is spliced from 2 exons. The record is from RefSeq and is a predicted model, not a curated record. Lineage: Eukaryota; Fungi; Ascomycota; Sordariomycetes; Hypocreales; Bionectriaceae.